Molecule: messenger RNA, 2560 nt
Organism: Mercenaria mercenaria
Lineage: Eukaryota; Metazoa; Mollusca; Bivalvia; Venerida; Veneridae
Exons: 2
Coding region: 532-2307 (591 amino acids)
Biological process (GO): neurogenesis
Cellular component (GO): cytosol
Molecular function (GO): protein binding
Source: RefSeq, a predicted model, not a curated record
UUCCAAACCAGUGGAAAAAAAAAACAAUGAUUAAUGUUAAUACGAAAUUACAAUUUAUAUUCAUAUAUACCCUUAUCUAAUCUAAAUUUCACUUUAAACUUUGUGUUAUCAUAUCAAAUAUGUACUGACGUCCGCACCAUAAAUUAAGUCAUUUUCUAGAGUGUUAAGUGACUUUUACAAAAUUGAGUUUUAAACAGGUAUUUAUUUUUUAACGUUUUAAUCAUUUUACUACUCUGACAGAAAAGAAUACAUUUAAACGUGACAUUAUAUUUUAGUCAAAUUGGGUAACAGCAUAUACUUUAAAUGCUCUUUGAAUAUUAAAAGUAAGCUGCAUGUGUAAUGUUAUGCAAAGCUAUACAUUAAGAUUCUGUUAAAAUGGCAAAACAGUCACACUGGAGUAAUAAAAAGGAAUGAAAAUAUCUGAUAAUUUCUGAAUGAACUGUUUCUUAAUUCCUUUAACUUUUCACAAUAACAUGAGUAUUCAAAUUUACAUAUUAUUAUUAUCCAGACUGUAGAAAAAAAUCUAACAAAAUGGAGGCAGCAGUUCAAGGUCAGUCAAAGUGUUGGCAACUAAGCAAGAACCUGAGAGACUGCCUUACAGAACUGUAUGACAGAAGUCUCUGGACAGACGUCAAGUUCCGCUGCAAAGAUCAUGACGAAAAUGGGAAAAUCUAUGCUCAUAAAAUAGUUCUAGCUGCUAGAAGUUCAGUUUUCCAGGCAAUGUUUUUUGGUCAGUGUUCUGAUGGUAAAGAUGAAGUCCACCUUGACCAAGCUGAGACAAAAACACUAGAUGUAUUUCUAAGGUACAUCUACAGUGAUACAGUCAAUUUGACCGAGGAAACUGCUUCAUCAGUGCUGGAAAUGACUCACUAUUACCAGAUCACAAGCCUAGUACAAGUCUGUGCUGAGUAUCUUACUACAACUAUAACAUCCGAGAAUGCUUGCGGCACUUUAACUCUGGCUAUGUUUUAUGAAUUAACAACCCUCCGUGAUGCAUGCUGCACUUUUAUCGACAGAAAUGCAAACAAAGUUUUGAAUUCAGAAGGCUUCCUCGAACUAUCAGACGAAUGCCUAACAUAUAUUUUGAAAGGAGACACAUUCUACACAGGUGAGGACAACAUAUUUAUCAAAGCUGAAAAAUGGUCAAAGACAAAACUGGAAAAAAGCAACUUGGAACAGACUGGGCCAAAUAUCAGAAAAACUCUUGGUGCAUCAUUUUAUUACCUUAGACUUCCCACUAUGACAUAUCAGACCUUGAUGUCAUGUUCGCGCAAGAAAAGUUAUUUUUCAGUUGAAGAGUACGAGGACAUUGUUGAUUUCAUCAAUAAAAUUCCUGAUUCAUCAGUGCAGAUCAAUUCAUGUGUAGCGAGACUGCCAACAUCUGAAACUUUGGCUUUAUCUAGAGAAAUUCUAAAAACAAAUAUUUUUGACAGUAACGACAGCAUAUCAACAUCUUUUCAAAUUUCUGUUUCAAGAGAUAUAACUCUUACAAAUUUUUUUUUGGCAAAAAUACAAAAAUGUUCAAAAUAUGAACAUCAACUCUACACAAAUGCAUAUAGUCAAACAACCUCAAUAUAUGAACCCAGUAUAAACAAUUUCUUUCGUCAAAAUAAUUCAAAAGCUCUAAAAAUAAUCUACCCAAGUUCUACCAAGCAAGUGCAGACACUUCAGCAAGUGCUCCCCAAAGCUCUUCCAGAUGACCUUGACAUUGCUAUAUAUGGUAAUUUUAAAGUUACAAGACAAAAAGAAAAAGAAUAUGAGAUAAAAGUCCCAAAUUCUCCAAUAAAGACAACAGUCGCCAGAACUGCUGAACAUAAAAAUGACCUAGGUGAUGACACAGAAGAUGAUGAAGUAACAGAGUGCGAGAAUGAUGUCUUAAAAACUAAAUGUAAAAAUGAUGUUCCGCCUCCGGCUCCUUUAGUCGGAACAGGUGGGAACAGAGAAGAGACAGACGACAAUUCAUCAGAUAAAUUCAUUUAUAGUGAUGGAGAUGAUGAUUCUGACAAGGAUGAUGAGGAGGGCAGUGAAAGUAUAAUUUAUGAACAAGAUUUCAAGCUGCAGUCCACAGGCAUUACUCAAAGAAUGAUCAAUCUGACGAAGCCUUUGACACUGACAAAGGCUGCAUCACCAUACACUGUUGAAAUGACUUUAAAAUACAGCUGUAAAAGUUGUAUCAAAAUGAUAGCCCAGUGUACCAACGACACAAAGUCAGUAAGAAGCAAGCAUGGUCAUGUGCACAUAUAUAACAUUAAUAAUCAAGGUGGAAUCAGAAGUCUUGGCUUUGAAAAUAUUUCCAAUCGUGAGUAAGAUAAGGACAUAUUUAACACACAAGAUUCUUAACUGUUGGCUUUUAGUUUUGCCUGUCAAAUUGGCAAUGCAACCAGCAACUAAAAACAGAAUGUUUUGCAGUAUCUGGUUACUUUUUCUUACUACAGAAUGGACAAAACUUCUAGAACAGAGAUGUAAAACAGAAAUGGACAUGAUUCACAUGAAUAGACAAAUACCCAAGUAAAACUGCACAAAUAACAUAUCAGUCACAUAAAAUUGAUAAAAACUGUUA